Molecule: messenger RNA, 1197 nt
Organism: Scleropages formosus (Asian bonytongue)
Lineage: Eukaryota; Metazoa; Chordata; Actinopteri; Osteoglossiformes; Osteoglossidae
Gene: mafgb
Product: v-maf avian musculoaponeurotic fibrosarcoma oncogene homolog Gb
Exons: 3
Coding region: 381-869 (162 amino acids)
Biological process (GO): regulation of epidermal cell differentiation; regulation of transcription by RNA polymerase II
Cellular component (GO): nucleus
Molecular function (GO): RNA polymerase II cis-regulatory region sequence-specific DNA binding; DNA-binding transcription factor activity, RNA polymerase II-specific
Source: RefSeq, a predicted model, not a curated record
UUCGCGCCCGGGAGGGUGGUCGCGGGUUCUAUCGCCGGGAUGUGUGUAUGCGUGUGCACGCGCGCGAGUGACCGCCUGAGUGUUCGCUGGGCUGUUUUGCUGAGUGUGCUUUUCCUCCCCCUGUGGAGCGCGGCGGACCGGGUAACCGGCGACAUCACGUCCGUGUGUGUGUGUGUGUGAGUGUCAGAGAGAGUGCGCGCGCGCGCGCGCGAGCGUUAAAGGGGUACCGUGCCAUGCUGAUUCAUCACGAUCCGCGCCGUGCAGCGCGCUCGCCCGCUCGAACCCGGUAACUCCGGCGGUCGCAUGAGCUGAGCGACGGGCGAGGCGCGCUCGCGAGAGGAGGAGAGCGAAUCUGAAAGGCGGGCAGCGGCUCUCGUGGCAUGACGACCACAAGCAAGGGAAGCAAGGCCUUGAAGGUGAAAAGGGAGCCGGGCGAGAAUGGGACCAGCCUGACCGACGACGAGCUGGUGACCAUGUCGGUGCGGGAACUGAACCAGCACCUGCGUGGCCUCUCCAAGGAAGAGAUCCUGCAGCUGAAGCAACGGCGACGCACGCUGAAGAACCGUGGCUAUGCUGCCAGCUGCCGCGUGAAGCGCGUCACGCAGAAGGAGGAGCUGGAGAAGCAGAAAGCGGAGCUCCAGCGGGAGGUGGAGAAGCUAGCCUCCGAGAAUGCCAGCAUGAAGGUGGAGCUGGACGCGCUGCGCUCCAAGUACGAGGCUCUGCAAAGCUUUGCCAGGACAGUGGCCCGCGGUCCCGUGGCCCCAGCCCGUGGCCCCAUCGCCUCAGUCAUCGGGCCCCUGGUUCCAGGCAAGGUGGCCACCACCAGCGUCAUCACAAUAGUCAAGUCAAAGACGGACGCCAGGUCUUAGUAUACGGUAGAGCCAGAGAAGGGGGGAGAAGAUGUGGGAGGGAGAGAGAGGGAGGAGACAAGGAUGUGGUCAGGCAGAACAUGGUCAGUGCAUCUUCACUGAGCACAGGAGGAAUCUGAUUGGGCAACCUUUAAAACGUAAAGUACUGCUUAUGUUAUCCUCCAACCAAACUGGUAGAUGGGGGAGGGGAGAGAGGGGGCUUUUCAGGCGCAAAUUGAAGUGGAGAUAUUUAGUGUAGAUGAGAUCCAAACUCAACAUGGAUGAGACUUCUGGCCAGAACAUCGUAAAUAUCUUAGAAUUUAUUGUAGUUCAAAUGGGUCCAAAUGUG